ACCCAGUGGGCUUGCCUCGGCGGCGGCGGCGACAUGAGCGCGGCGCGGGUGUCGGCCGGGCAGCGGCCUCCCAGCUCGGGGGCUCUGGGCUCCCGGGGGGUGUCGCGCCCGCGCCCGCGCCCGCCCGUGGUCCUCCAGCACCCCGGGCAGCACGGCGCGCAGCUUGGGCUCAGCGAGGCGCAGAAGCGGGUCCUGGACCUGGAGAAGAGCCUGCAGUUCCUGCAGCAGCAGCACUCGGAGACGCUGGUCAAGCUCCACGAGGAGAUCGAGUACCUGAAGCGGGAGAACAAGGAUCUCCAUUACAAGCUAAUAAUGAAUCAGAAGCCGCAGCAGAAAGGCAGCAUCUCCAAUUCCAGCUUUCAGUCCAUCAAGUCCGUCUCAAAUUCGACAGUGCCAGCCAACUCUCAAGGCAAGGCCAGGCCCCAGCCUGGUUCCUCCAAGAAGCAAGACGCGAAAGCCGACAUUCCCCAGAAGAUGGACCUGGAAGAGGAGCCCCCAGGCACCACCCUGCUUCACAACAGCAAGCUGGACAAAGCCCCCGGGGCACAAGGGCAGGCCAAAGAUGAAGAAGUGGAGACCUCUAAUCCAGUGGCCACUUCAGUGGCGGGCAGCCAGCACAAGGGCAAGCAGGCGACAGGGGCACCCCCCACGACAAGCCUGCCUCCCUACCUGCGCAAGCCCACCACACUUCAGCAGUGCGAGGUGGUCAUCCGCCAGCUGUGGAACGCCAAUCUCCUGCAGGCGCAAGAGCUGCAGCACCUCAAGUCCCUCCUGGAAGGGAACCAGAGGCCUAAGGCUGCCCCCGAGGAGGCCGGGCCAAGUUCUCCCAAGGACCAGGAGGCCCUUCACCUGGAGGCCAUGCAGUUCCCCAAGGUCCCCACCAAGGGCAUCUCUAAGAAAUGCCUGAUUCUGAGCCCGCUGCUGGGGGGGGAGCGAGCCAUCCUGCCCGCGCUGAAGCAGACGCUGAAGAGUAACUUCGCGGAGCGGCAGAAAAGGCUGCAGGUGGUGCAGAGCCGGCGGCUGCAUCGCUCCGUGCUCUGAGCGCUGCGCUGCACCCUCUCGCAGCUAGGCCUCCCCAGGCCCGCGAUCCACAGCUGGAGACGCUACACCCUCUCUACAUAGCACUUCAAAAGAAUUCUAACGCGUUUAAGCCAAGCUAAUUCCAGAUAAAACUCAUGGCAGAGAAAGUACUUGGUUUCAGAACUGAGAAAUUAUUUUCUUGCUCAGUAUUUUACUAUUCUGCAUUUACACAAAAACAUUAUGAAGUAAGUAUUACCCUACCUAUUGAAGACUGGAAAUAAAGCUCGUUUCUCUCAGU
This is a messenger RNA of Ceratotherium simum simum (southern white rhinoceros), 1318 nucleotides long. Lineage: Eukaryota; Metazoa; Chordata; Mammalia; Perissodactyla; Rhinocerotidae. The record is from RefSeq and is a predicted model, not a curated record.